AAGUCAUUGUCAUGGACAUGGACCCUUUUCUUCACUGUGUGAUCCCAAACUUCAUCCAAAGCCAAGACUUCUUGGAAGGGCUUCAGAAGGAACUGAUGAACUUGGACUUCCAUGAGAAGUAUAAUGAUUUAUAUAAGUUCCAGCAGGUAUUUAUUCCCCUGCCACAUUAACUCUUCCAGCUUGGAAAUUCACUGUCUAUGAAAUCAUUCAAUACCUUUAGACUUGAGGUUUUAGGGUGGGUUUGCCUUGAACGGUCCUUGUAUUGACAUUGUUAAGAGCAUGCCUUCAUUUAACCAAGCUUACUGGGUGUUAACUAUGUGUUAAGUGCUAUAAUUAUAUGGAAGCCUUAGACAGUGCCUUCCCUGUAAGACUUUAAAAUCUAGUGUUCAAAGUGCAGGCUCUGUAUUCUCAAAGACUUCUCAGUUUCUUCAUCUGCAGGAUGGAGAAAGUGAUAAUGUCUUCCCUAGGUACACAGAUUUCUAUGGGUGUCAUGACUUUGCCUCCUCUUGGAUGUCUAGUAAGUGUCUGACACUUAAGUCUAAAACUGAAUUCUUGGUCUUCUCUAAAUUUGCUCCACCUGCAGUUUUCCCCAUCACAGUUAAUAGCAACGUGAUCUUUCCAGUUGUUCAGGCCAGAAGUAAUAAUAGGGGUGAACGUGAUGGUGAUAGAGAUAGUGAAGAAACAAAUUAAGCCGAUGAGUAAGUAUGUUAUAAACAAAGGGGUUAAGUACAUGUGGGUAAGUGGUAUGAUGAUGAAGAGAGUUGUACGUUGGGAGACAAUUACCAUUUAAAAUCUUGAGCAUGAGCCACCGUGCCCAGCCCCACUAUUACCUUUUUGGCCUCAUUUCCUACUGCCCUCCCUCUCCCUCUCUGCUCUUGCAAUAGCUGGAAUAGGCCAGGCAUGCUUCAUGCUCAGGACCUUGAAUGCUUUGUGCCUUGAUAGUCCCUUGCCACACUUCCCAGCCUCCUUCAAGUUUUUGUUUCACCUCCCUAAAGUCUACCUUGGCCAACCUGUUUAUAAUUGCAAACCACUCCCCAGGCUCAGCACUCCCCAUUCUUCUUUCCCUGGGUUUCUUUUUUUUCCCUUAUGCACUUCUCACUAUCUUUAUACUAAUCUGCUUUUUGUGUCUGUUGUCUAUCUCCCUCAACAGGCAUGGAAACUAGACUAUAACGACUUAAGUUUUUGUUUAAUGAAUAAAGCACAGAGGAUAAUAACUUGCCAAGUCACAGACCCAUCCAAUGGAGGGGCCCUGUAUUAAACCUAAGCAGCCUGGCUUCAGAGUCUGGGCUCUUAAUGACAAUGCUAGGACCAGAACACUCACUAAACUGCUCUCCUUUGUGUGUCUCUUAUAUGAAGGAAAUCACUUUUUUUCCUCUCUUUUCAUGAUCAAGUCUGAUGAUUUGAAGAAGAGAAGAGAGCCUCACAUCUCUGCUUUAAGGAAAAUUCUGUUUGAAGAUUUCCGGUCCUGGCUUUCUGAUAUUUCUAAAAUUGACCUGGAAUCAACCAUUGACAUGUCCUGUGCUAAAUAUGAAUUCACCGAUGCCCUGCUGUGCCAUGAUGAUGAGCUGGAAGGACGCCGGAUCGCCUUCAUCCUGUACCUGGUUCCUCCCUGGGACAGGAGCCUGGGUGGUACCCUGGACCUGUACAGCAUUGAUGAACACUUUCAGCCGAAGCAGAUUGUCAAGUCUCUUAUCCCUUCGUGGAACAAACUGGUUUUCUUUGAAGUAUCUCCUGUGUCCUUUCACCAGGUGUCUGAAGUCCUGUCUGAAGAAAAGUCACGUUUGUCUAUAAGUGGCUGGUUUCAUGGUCCAUCGUUGACUAGGCCUCCCAACUACUUUGAACCCCCCAUACCUCGGAGCCCUCACAUCCCACAAGAUCAUGAGAUUUUGUAUGAUUGGAUCAACCCUACUUAUCUGGACAUGGAUUACCAAGUUCAAAUUCAAGAAGAGUUUGAAGAAAGUUCUGAAAUUCUCCUGAAGGAGUUUCUUAAGCCUGAGAAAUUCAUGAAAGUCUGUGAGGCCUUGGAGCAUGGAGAUGUGGAAUGGAGCAGCCGAGGUCCACCUAACAAAAGGUUUUAUGAGAAAGCUGAGGAGAGUAAGCUUCCUGAGAUAUUGAAGGAGUGCAUGAAGUUAUUUCACUCUGAGGCACUAUUCUUACUGCUCUCCAACUUCACCGGCCUGAAGCUUCAUUUCUUGGCCCCUUCGGAAGAAGAUGAGAUGAAUGAUAAAAAAGAGGCAGAAGCCGCUGAUAUCACUGAAGAAGGGACUAGCCAUAGUCCUCCUGAGCCAGAGAAUAAUCAGACAGCCAUCAGCAACAACAGCCAACAGAGCAAUGAGCAGACAGACCCAGAGCCAGAGGAAAAUGAGACAAAGAAAGAAUCAAGUGUUCCCACAUGCCAAGGGGAACUGAGGCGUUGGAAGACCGGUCACUACACUUUAAUUCAUGACCACAGCAAGGCUGAAUUUGCCCUAGACUUAAUUCUCUACUGUGGCUGUGAAGGCUGGGAGCCAGAAUAUGGCGGUUUUACUUCUUACAUUGCCAAAGGUGAAGAUGAAGAGCUGCUAACAGUGAAUCCAGAAAGCAAUUCUUUGGCAUUGGUCUACAGAGAUAGAGAGACUCUGAAAUUUGUCAAGCACAUUAACCACCGAAGCCUGGAACAAAAGAAAACCUUCCCAAACAGAACAGGUUUCUGGGACUUUUCAUUCAUCUAUUAUGAGUGACAGCACUGGGCAAAGCUGAACAAAAACAUGACCCUUCGUAAUUACUGGGAAGUCUGGAAGAGCUAAGCGUGGAGUCAAGGAGAACUACAUGGUAGCUUGCCUGACAGUGUUCUUAAAACUGGUUGUCUUUUCCUAGGACUCAUAAUGAUUGUACUCAACCGAGACCUUGAGCUUGGAGCUAUGUACUUAUCUCUUGAUUAAAAAAAAAAAAAAAAAAAAAA
Molecule: messenger RNA, 2941 nt
Organism: Pongo pygmaeus (Bornean orangutan)
Lineage: Eukaryota; Metazoa; Chordata; Mammalia; Primates; Hominidae
Gene: OGFOD1
Product: 2-oxoglutarate and iron dependent oxygenase domain containing 1
Exons: 12
Coding region: 1239-2720 (493 amino acids)
Biological process (GO): peptidyl-proline hydroxylation; regulation of translational termination
Cellular component (GO): cytoplasm
Molecular function (GO): iron ion binding; L-ascorbic acid binding; peptidyl-proline dioxygenase activity
Source: RefSeq, a predicted model, not a curated record